Molecule: messenger RNA, 1681 nt
Organism: Myripristis murdjan (pinecone soldierfish)
Lineage: Eukaryota; Metazoa; Chordata; Actinopteri; Holocentriformes; Holocentridae
Product: transmembrane protein 116
Exons: 12
Coding region: 53-1108 (351 amino acids)
Biological process (GO): adenylate cyclase-activating G protein-coupled receptor signaling pathway
Cellular component (GO): plasma membrane
Molecular function (GO): G protein-coupled receptor activity
Source: RefSeq, a predicted model, not a curated record
UGUGCUGCGCGGGAGCAGAGUGUGCACCUCCAAUGAUUAUUGGAUAUUUACCAUGGGGUUCAAUGGCACACUGAGUGCAGCUCAGAUUGACAUUCUCUCCACUGUGUAUUUAGUGUCCCUUACACCCAGCUUGAUUGGGAGUUUCUCUGUCCUGGUAGUUUCCACCGUAAAAUGGAGGUAUCUGCAAGAACAGGUACAGCCGCUGGUGCAGCUUGCCCUCGCAGACCUCCUGGCCACUGUAAUCCUCAUGUUCAGCAGUGCCAUGAACAAAGCUGGCAACCUCAGCAACAGUGUGCCCAUCUGCCAACACACCCUGCCCCUGUCACUGACAUUUUAUUUUAUUUCAUUUCUGCUGGGGGCGGUUUAUGCGUGGAAAUCCAAGAAUGCAAUUCAUGGAUGGAGAGCAAGACUGGGGGAGGAUGAGGGGGAGCAGACUCAGUGUAGAAGAUCAAUGGUAGCUGUACCUGUAUAUGCCAUUGUGUGGUUCAUGCCUAUUGCAAUGUAUUUCGUAUAUAUUUACACUCCUUAUAUGACAACUGCUUCUCUGAUUCCAACUGAUCUAAAUGGGAUGUCCUAUGACAGAAUCAAAUAUUGCACCAGCUGCUUACUAUUUUUGCAUAUCUGGAGCGAUUCCUGCUCGGAUGCUGAAAAAUACCAUGACACCUUCAUCCGAGGUUUUCUCAUCAUCAUUGUGAUACUAGUAAUGCUGUCUUGCUCGGUAAUUUACUAUAAGAUUGGCAGGUGGUAUCAAAGAUAUGAACAGGAGGGACUGUUCCCUGUGGAGGGAGAUGGACGUUCAAGAAGGAGAUUCAAAAGAAUGUUAUCCACAGCACGUAAUAUGGUGAUAGUCAUCUUUAUCAGUUGGGCACCAGCUCUUGUUCUAGUUGUCCUGUCUACUCUAACUACCUGGACAAGCAUCCAGCAGCGCAGUCUGUUUGGCUUGUAUUUCCUACAGGCAGUCACUGUGUCGCUGCAAGGCUUCCUGAACAGCAUGGUUUACGCCUGGAGACGGCCCAACUUUACGGCGGCUGUUCUCGGGGAGAACACACCCCUGAUGGCACAUGGCCACCAGGCCUUCUUUGAUGAAUCUCUGAUCAGCACCGCUUGAUUUUUUUGACCCAUGACCCUAAACACGCUGGGAGGCAUUUUUGUGCUGUGGCGCCAAGACACUGGCCUAAAGAGGACCAUCUCCUCUCUACACACUUUCCAACUCUGGGAAUAUCAUGUUAUCCUGCAAUCUAAAUAUGGACAAAUACAUUCUCAGUGGAGGAAUGGAGAUGAUAAAGAAUGGAGCGAUGGAUGAAGGACUGACUGUUCACCAAAGCAAUGUCUGAUGUGCUGCUUGAUAUUGCAACUGCUGAUUUUUUUUAAUUUUUUUUUUUAUCUCAGUGAACAAAUGAACUAAUUUACGCCCAGAUUAUUUGAUGCCUUAAUGUGUGCAAAAACCUUUAUGGUGUGCACAACCAGUAACAUAACCUAUGAUUGGUUUGCAUGUUUUGUAUGUUUGUUUUGUCUUCAUACUGACUUUGAACAAUGUAACCAUUUUGCUACCCACUAAUGGUUUCAGUAAAUCUGAUCCUAAGUGUGUGGAACCAUACUUUUUACUAUGAGGACCCAAAAAAAAGCACUUCUGGCUGAAUUGUAGUUCACUUUUUAUUUAUAUGUGCACUAUUACUGUACU